CCGCCUCACGGCACGCGCCUGGCUCGCAGAUCGUCGGCGCGAUCCGCGAGCGCAUGCAGGCGGCCAACGCGAAGUGGCGCGCGAGGGUCGAGGCGCAAAAGAUGCGCAAGACGGGCAAGGCACAAGAGGCGCAGAGCAUCGCGUCGGAGCGACGAUUCGCCGAGGCAACUCGUUACCGCGUCGGCCGGCUGCUGCUGCGGCAGGUGCAUGUCUCGAUCAAGGGGUACGCGCUGUCGCUCGGCGAGGCUCCUUUCCUCGUGCGCGGCUUCCUAGGCACAGAGGAGGAGCUGAGGCAGCGCGUGCUCUUCGGGGGGCGCGGCGCGACCGGCGUGCAGCACCCGGGGCUUCUCUCGCGGCUGCUGCAAGACUCGUCACGCGACCCGGUGGCCCGCGGCGCGCUCGAGCGGCAGCUCAAAUCGCGCAUCGGCUCCGGCUUCAGCUCGCGCGUGGAAGGCCUCGGAGAGCGCCUCUCCGCCCUCCGCGACGCGCUACACUCCCUCUCCCUCCGCCUCGGCCGGCAGCGGAGGUCGCCGCAGCCGGCCGCCCCCCGGCCGCCCACGCCGGCGGCGGCGAUGGACUCCGCUGAGCCGUGGGGCGCGGAGCGGCGCGUCAAGGGGGCGGCGGUGCUCGGCGACCCGUGGACCCGGAUGGGCGGGAUGCGGCACCGCGGCGUGCCUAGCCGCGAGGCUGGCGCCACGUCGCAGUUGCAGCCGGUGCUCUCCCCAGAGUUGCCUGUCGAGGCUGCGACGGCGGCCGCCCCCACGCCGAGAAGCAAGCUGAGCGGGGACGAGGCUCGCUGCCCCUCGGCGCCGCUGCAGCGGAGUCCGUCCAAGAGCGAGCUGCUCGACUCGUCGCCGGGCGAGGGCUUGGCCGAGCUCUGGAACAAGCUCAAGCCCGGAAAGGAGCAGCCGCCGGCGCCGGCGCCGAUGGCAGCGCUGGACUUGCGGCGCCCGUGCGCCAGCCUCGACGCCGCCUCGCUCGCCUGGGGCGGCGCGCUCUGAUGUGGUCCGGGCCGGCUCGAUUGCCGUGGACGCUGAUGGGUCGCUGGGUGGCUCUCGACGAGUGUUUGUCGUCGGAGCCGAUUUGAACCGAUGAUUCUGGGUGCCACAAUCUGUGUGACUCUGUUAGUGGGAUUGGGAGAGAAUGAAUGCAGUCUUUGUCGCGACGUGUUCAGUGCGAGAUGAAGAGGGGGGAGAGGGGGGCGGGGGGGGGGUUGUAGAGCCCAGUAUGGCCGCCCGGGCCGCGCCGCGGUGAGUUGUGUGGACUUGAGCCGUGGGGGCAAAAGCCGCAAUAACGUAACACUACGACGAGAUGUGA
This is a messenger RNA of Emiliania huxleyi CCMP1516, 1317 nucleotides long. RefSeq lists its product as hypothetical. The record is from RefSeq and is a predicted model, not a curated record. The coding region runs from base 54 to 1001 and encodes 315 amino acids. Lineage: Eukaryota; Haptophyta; Isochrysidales; Noelaerhabdaceae. The transcript has 12 exons.